This is a messenger RNA of Podospora bellae-mahoneyi, 1939 nucleotides long. RefSeq lists its product as uncharacterized. Lineage: Eukaryota; Fungi; Ascomycota; Sordariomycetes; Sordariales; Podosporaceae. The coding region runs from base 308 to 1147 and encodes 279 amino acids. The record is from RefSeq and is a predicted model, not a curated record. The transcript has 3 exons.
AAAACCGGUCAUUGGGUACACGAUGCGCAGAAGCGCACCAACCAAUGUUGUGGCAACUCUCACACCUUCAGGGCAACAUGCGUCACAUCAUCUGCUCCAUCAUUCUAGCAGCUGCCCAUGUGGCACAGGGCGCACCACUGUCAGCCCUACAGCACCACAGCCCUAAAGCGCGGCAAGCUCCAGCGACUAACUUCACAGAUUACCUCUACACCUAUGUGCCCUCCCCUUCUCCUCCAUGUAGCUAACCAGAAAUGCUAACAGCACCCAGUUCACCGGCGAACGCCUCCCAGACGGCGAACAAGUCUACAUGGCCAUCAGCAACAACAACGACCCAAUCACCUGGACCACCCUCAACAAAGGUGACCCCGUCCUAACCACCUCCUUCGGCAUGGGCGGCAUCCGCGACCCGUCCCUCAUCAUCACGCCCGACCGGUCAAAGUUUUGGCUCCUCGCCACAGACCUCAAAGUCUGGGGCCGCGGCUGGAACAAUGGGACUUGCUAUACCUGCAACGGAUCAAAGUCUAUUCACGUCUGGGAAUCAAACGAUCUCGCGAGAUGGACCGGGCCGAUGUUCACGACGGUGGCUCCCCCUGAAGCGGCGAUGGCUUGGGCUCCGGACGCGAUUUGGGAUCCGGCCAAGAACAAGUUCUUGGUUUAUUUCACGAGCAAGUUGGAUGGUCAGCUUGUGCUUAUGAAGGCGCACACGGAGGAUUUCAAGACGUUUACACGGGCGGAGGAGUUUAAUCGGUUGGGGAUGGAUGCUACUAUUGCUUUUGAGGGGGAGACGGGGAAGUACUACUGGUUUAGUAAGCAUGGGCCUGAUGAGUUGAUUCAGCAGAAUGUGGCAGACAGUCCGGAGGGGCCGUGGAAGACGGUUAGCGAAAGGAUUGGUGCUGAUGGGGGCAUGCCGGCCGGGGAGGGACCGUUGGUGUUUAGGGAUAACAGGGAUCCGAAGAAGUGGCAUCUGUGGAUCGACGACUACAUGCGUGGUGACGGCGGCUACCUUCCAUUCACAACAAACGAUAUUUCCAAGGGCAAGUGGACGGUCGUCAAGAACGCAAAGCUGCCAAAGAAUCCCAGGCACGGAUACGUAACUCCUAUUACCGCGGCUGAGCGAGCGAGACUUGUCGCUGCCUAUGGUGUAUAGGCAGCCUUCUAUAAACCCCCCGUUAGAAAUCAGUUACCACCCACCGUGGACCCCUUUCUUUCUUACAAUCCCAACAUUGCAACACAAACUCAACCCUCUCCUGAUGAUCCCCAACCCAAGCAGGCAAGACCUGGAAAUCUAUCUCCUGAUCUUGCAAGAAUCUGCAAAACACCCUAUGCAUGGCAAUCCAAUCAUCCACAUCUUCCGGCAUCAACCUAACCCCAUCAUCCGCAAGCCAGCUCCGCGCUUCUUCGCUAGCUUCACAGACAACCACAGCCGCGUCCUGCAUCCUUGUUCUCAGUUCCCGCCAUUCAUCCGACUGGAUCAAUUGGUUGGCUCGUCCUUCUUCUACAUAUCGCAAGGCGUAGGCGAUUGGGUCGGCUCCUGAUCUGUCGGAGAUGAACCAUUGCCCCGUUUGGGUGGCUUGUCUCUCGGCAGAGGCUUGUGCUUGUAGGAUCAGGCUUUGGAGCUGAAAGCUUCUGUCUGGGUUGACAACGUCGGCUGCUGUGAAGGAGUGCUGCUUGAGGACUGUGCGGGCGACUUCGGUGAUCAGGACUGGCGGUUCGUGGGAGGAGUUGGACUCAAAAUGGGCGUGGAGGUUUUUGACGAGGGUUGUUUUGCCUGUGCAUUGAGCGCCGAUGAUGUAGAUGUUUGGUGGUUGGGACAUUGUUUGGUAGGGCGCAAUUCAACUGUAGGUAGUCGACUGUGCUUGAUGGACAUUUUCCAGGCUUUCGAUGCUGGAACGACGUGGAGAGAGAUGUGGGUGGUAGAUGAAAGUGAUGUAGGUACUCG